AUAAUAUUUUGAAAACAAACCAUUUGGCCUCAGCACACCUCAAUGCACAAUGCCACCACCACACCAGACAGCCGACGUAACCUUUUGGUUAAACGAACUGCGGGGCCUUCUCGCAUCGGGGGAAUGGAAGAACCUAGAACGUCCCGUCGAGAUUCUCAGACAUGUAGACGGAGGGCAUCCCGACCACGCCCGCGCCAUAGCAGCGGGCGAAACCCCGAACAUAUCAUACGUCGCCGACCCGUUUCAGAGCCCGGACUUUCACGCAUUCUUCUCGGCGGUGGACCCGGCGCGAUUGUCGUGGGAUUCCAUUCACCGGUAUUUGGAGGGAGAUCACGGGGCUUUUCGUGCGAGCGAUGACAAAAGUGUGCAGGUCCCGGAGCAUGUACUGCUUGUGCUCGUCUAUCUGGCCGUGUACGGAACGCAAACGAGGGAUGCGACACGGGAGGAGCCUGAAGGGCUGAGAAGACUUAGGACGUUCGUGCAGAGCAAGACGUUGAAACUCGUCUCGGCGUCUCCACAAUUCUGGUCGAGUGCGUUCAGCGAGCGGAAUUUGAGGCUGUAUUCUAUCGUCGAGGGAGGCGGCAGCGCAAGCAACGUACAGCUCAACGAGGUGCUCGAGGCCAUACGACUACGACAUGUCUUUACCCUACCAGUAUUGGGCGCGGCGGAGGCGGUUCCGCAACCUGCUGAUCUGGACAUCGCAAGACUGGGUGCGAUCCUAUCCUGCAGUUUAUUCUCGGUGGUCGAGUUUGCUGGCCGUAGUGAAUUCGUUACGAUGGAGAACAUCAACCUGCUGGCGCGGUUCCAGCAUUACCUGCCAAAGUCCUGGUUCGUUGCAGACUUCCUGGACGCCCUUCUGAAAGAAGCUCUUCGAUUGGAAGUUUCUGUGGAUCCAGAGGCUAUUACACGUCUGACGGCCAUCAUGAGCCUUCUGGCUGUAUGGAUGCGCAAAUCAGACGUCGCGGAAAACACAACGCUGCAGUUCACGACCACCGAGCUAGCAGCAAGACUCGGAUUGCGGUCCCUCAGCGUAUCCCAGAAGCGCGACCUCCUCCUCCAGAGCUUACACACCCUCUGCCACGCAUUCGGCAAAGUCGACCUGGAUCGAGACGUUGUCGCCAUGGAGGCGAUAUGCCAGGGCCUUUCCGCUUUCUGGCAGUUCAGUGCAUCCCAGCAGGAUGGGCUUUAUAUCGCGCUCGUACAGCUACUCAAGGCGUCGCCACCCACGUCGCUCGGGGCUGUAGUUCGGGCUCUUUUGUCGGCUGCUGCGCCGGCGCCUGAUUCUGGCACAUUUUUCAAUGUCAUCAAGGCGAUGCAGUUCUUUCAGCAUGUGACGGGAUCGUUUUGUGAGGAUGUGAGCAGUGCUAAACCCGCGACGAGGACAUGGAGAUCGUUUCUUUUGCGCACGCCGGCUGAGCCCAGCGAGCCUGCUUUAUGCCUCUUUCAGCUGUUUGAGUGCGUAAAGCAAGCGCAUGCGGAUGCAACGGAUAUAUGGGGAAAGACGGUCGCGCUGGCUGCCCUCGCUGGCCUGACUCGGGGUCUCGAAGACUCGUUAGGCAACGGUGAAAACGUUGCGAAGGAUGUGCUCGAACUGAGCGCACGGGCCCGCUCGGCUCUGCUAUCAGCAGUGUUGGACACUCCGGGCUCCUUAAACAAUCUGGAAGAACCCCGCUUACUCGAAUGCUGCCAGCAGGUCAUAACAUACACAAGCGCCGAUACCCUCGACAUCUGGCAACCCAACCUCACAGCCCACCUACUUAACACAAGCGGGAGCCCCUUACUCACCACCCUCCUAGACACAGUCUUCAUCCACCCCCAGGGCCUCUCCAUCGACCACUCCCUCGUCGCCGAAGCCUACUCCACACCACACCAUGAAACCCCCCCACCCAUCAUCGCGCAGCUCACGACCAAAACCACAAAAGAGACGCAGCACCCCAUCACCGCCUCCCUCGGCCGGAUCUCCCGCGUCAUCGGCACCCUGUGCGGCGCCAUGUGGGUAAGCGGGCAACUUGAGGGUGUGUAUGACGCAGUGCGUAGGAUGGAGGGGUUUGCGGGCGAGAUGUACGCGGAGUGGGAGGCGGUUGGGGUGAAGGAGAUGCCGGAGGACCGGGAGCUGUGGGUAUAUUUGAAAAGCGUGCUGUUUGUGGUUAGUGUUGUGGGGUGGCGGGUGACGGAGAGGAUGUUUGAUGCGCCAUCGCUGCGUGUCGCGGCCAGCGAGGAUGAGGGUGUUGAUUACCAGUUGGAGAUUGUCAAGCAGCUUCUACGCACGUUUGCGCAUUUGCAUUUUGUCACGGCGAGGUUCGGAUUGGGGGGUUUUGCGACGUGGGAGGAGACGGUGGAUGGGCUUUUGCAGUGGGUUGAGGACCGCGAGGGUGGGGAUGCGCGGCGUGGGCGCAGUAUGCGUGAUAAGAGUGUGUUUGAAGAGAUUUUGGAGGAGCUGCAGCCAACUUAUCGGGGGAUAUAUGUGCAUCCGAACACAAUCCUCAAAACCCGCCUCCUCUUCACCCUCACCCUCGCCCUGCGCCACUUCCACGCCCUCUCCGCGCCGUACAUCUCCACCCACCUCCUCCCGCGUCUGUACCCCUACCUCUUCUACAAUUACCCCACCACAACCGCCAAACCCACGCUAGAAGACCAAGACCUCUUCGAGACCUCCCACGCGUUGUGCGCGCAGCUGUUUGCGAACGCCGGGAGACGAGGGAUGAGGGGUUUGGUGUGUGCGUUUGCGGAGUGGUAUGUUAAGGGCAUGGUCAGCUCGUUUCCGGAGACGGUGGAUUGGGAUUUGUGUAGGAGGGGUGUGGCGGGGGUUUUGAGAGGGUUGGCGGGGGUCGGUACGGGGCCCGCUGGGAGUGGGGAUAGGCGUGGGGGGGAAGAGGAGGAGGAUGGUGAGGGGAGACCGAGGAGGGUUGUGCCGGGUCGCGGUGGGAUGGACGCCGGGAGUGGAUUGGAAGUGGAUGAGGAGGCCUCGGCGCGGAGGAAGGAUCGCGUGGCGAAUGCUCUUCACGCACACGAUGAAGAGCAGCAGUAUGAUGGUUAUGAAGAUGGUUAUGAUGGCAAGACGACUCUGGCGGUGCAGGAGGAAGCCGACCGGAUUGCGUGGACGUGCAUCGGGAUAUUAUUGGAGAGGAUAUCCCGCCUAUCCCACGAGUCCGAGGCCGACGUGAGCAAAAAGCAGCGAUCGGCAACGACAUCAUUCACCGCCCCCCGCCUGCACGACAUCCUCACCGCAUCCCCACACACCGCGCGGAUAAUGCACCGCGACCAGCUGGCUAUGGUAUUGUUCGACCAGAUCAACACGGUCGCGUUGACCGGGCUGGAGCCUUUGCUUGCUACCAUCCGGUAUCUCUUACUCGGCAGCGCCGGGUCACAAACCGAUGUGGCGUGGCUGUGGCUUUCACCCCUCCUGCACCCCUCCGACCACGAUCAUGCAACACACGCCGACGACGACGACGGAAUAGAUCACAAACCGCCACCCCUCCUCGCCGCACCGACCCGCCACAACCCAGACACAUCCCCGCUGUACAAACACCUCUUUGACGCCGUCGCGGCGCCGAACCGCGGGUUUGACUAUGCGAGGCGGGAGAGGUGUGUGAGGUGGUAUUUGGAGGUUUUGGAGGGGGCAAGGAGGGUUUGGAGGGAGGCGGGGCAUGGUGGCGGUGCGGUGAAGAGCGAGGUGGAAAGCGAGAGCUUGCAACUUCGUGCAAAGUUGUAGGUUUUUCAGUGCGAAUCAGGGACGCGAGGGUCAAGGUCAUUUUUUGGAGAGUUUUCGUAUAGUUCAGAUGGUAGAACAAUCGCUGCGAGUGGCGUAGGGUUUUUUUUUGUAAUGAGAGCCAUUAUCGUCGUCACCAUACCGGUGAAGGUCCCAAUGGAAGUGUUUAAUAAAUUAAG
Molecule: messenger RNA, 3888 nt
Organism: Fimicolochytrium jonesii
Lineage: Eukaryota; Fungi; Chytridiomycota; Chytridiomycetes; Spizellomycetales; Powellomycetaceae
Exons: 8
Coding region: 50-3712 (1220 amino acids)
Source: RefSeq, a predicted model, not a curated record